UUUUGCUAAUGUAAUCUUCUACGCUCUGACUUGACUCUAAUGUGGUGUUGAUUAAGUCCUUAAGGAGGCCCACCCUUCUUGUCAAACCAUUAUCAUCAAAUGCUUUUUGUAGAUUGUCCCACACUUCUUUUGCCGUUGUGCAAUGUUGUACGUGAACGUAGUUCUGUGGGUCCAGUAGUAAAACCAUUUUAGCCUUCGCUUUCACGUCCUGCGUCGGGUCAACUGGUUUGCCGGCACUCGGUUCCACACAUUGCCAUAAGUUUUCGUGCUCCAGAUAUGUUUUCAUACUGAACUUCCAUGUCGCGAAGUUUUCACGCCCGGUCAAUUUCUCCAGGUUAAACAUAUUUGAGCUCAUCUUCCUGCUAGUAUUGCUCACUAGUUUUACAAUAUGUACUCGGCGUCCACGCACUAACCUCACUUUUGGUUUAAAAUUUUCUGUCGAACUAUUUUCGGUUUAUUCACGCUUUCGGAUCCAGACAGACACAACCACGCUCUGCUACCAUGUUGUGAUUUGGAUGGCGUGAAUAAAAGAUAUAAUUAUAAUAUUAUUCGGUGUAUAAUUAAAAUAGUAAAAAGAACAGAAAAAAUGUACAACGGCUUGGUAACACAAAAAGGAGGGAAGGACAACAGCGCCACAAGUGACGAAACAUAGGAACUAAAAGGCGAUUGCGUUCCAUUUCAACAGUUAUGGAGAAAAUUUUCUGAAAGAGUAUUGUUAUGGGGACUUUUUUUGUAGGAAAUGAGGGAAUUCCAAAAUAUAUGGCUGGCAACCCUAUAUGGAACAAGUGUAAAUUUUAGUAUUUUGAUUGCUAUAUCGUAUAUCUAUUCUUUUCCUGGUUUUACAGUUUUCAUAAAUAUGUGAUGAGUUAAUAGUUGCUUCUAAACUGUGCGAAGUGCGGGCUCACUAAUGCAUUUCGUAUUAGUCAGUAAUGUAGUGUAAAAUUAUAAAGAAUAUAGCUAUCUGCAGGUUGUUGACAAUGCAAUUUCCAUUCGAACCAUAUUUAAUGAAAAAUGAAUAAUAUAUAGUGCAUCUUAUCAAGUUAAAAUGACCGAAAACGGCUAUGAGGGUGAGCAGUCCCAGCCGUCGUGGGAAAUUCCGGGUCCGUCGUCUCUCGCGGCUAUGCUAGGCACGGUCUUUACAUCCACACAUCCAGACAGUCAGCACAGGAAUAAUGGGUCACUUCAAAUGGAGUGUGAUGAAAUCUUUGACGAAACUGAUGAUGAAAUAGAAGUGAUCCCAUCAGUUUCCGAUGCUAUGUCACCUAUUCAGGAAGAACAGUCACCUGAUCCCGUUAUAUCCUCAAACUAUAUUAAUUCUACGACUCUUAACCACUCUUAUGGCAUGAAUAUGCAGCCAUUAAGUCAUCCAAUGUCAUCUCACCUUAGUCCUGUGCCCGAGGAGUAUCAACCAUUACCUGAUAGCUCGAGUUCACUAGACUAUGGAGUGGGGGGCAAUGAAACAGAUUCCAACAGCAGUGAUGGUCCACAAAGAUAUCCAACUGUAAAUAUUAGAUACCGGCCAAAACCCCACAUUAAUCGUCAUCGGGGAUACUAUUACCCUGCCUAUGCACAUUAUUCAGGAGGUGAGCAAGCUAACCGUGAUUAUCUUAUGCCUUCAUAUCAAAAUAAUGUUAUUAUGGUUAAUGGAGAAGAGCGCCCGUAUUUAACACAAGCAUUGCAUGCAUAUCUUCAAGCUAAUCCAACACCUACACAGGAUGACUUAAUGGCACAAAGGGGCUACAUACCACCUCUUGGAAACAGGCCUGUUUACAGUCCAAUUUCAGACAAUGAAGAUGAAACUGUUAACAAUGAAUAUCAGUUAGAUAGUCCAGAAAGGCCGAGUCGCAGAUUAAAUAUUUCACCGAGGCAUCGACUGUCAAAAGAAAAUGAAGUCAAUACUAAUUCAGUUGUAGUACUAUCUGAAGAGGAAGAUAAUGCAACUGCUCACAGGCCAAUGUAUAACCAUGUCGCACAAAACAAUAUUCCAACAAGUAGUGCUAACUUCCACAGUAAUAAGUCACCAUCAAGACUAGACAUCAAAAGAGAGCCUCAUGAUCAAGCAGAGGUGUCGACACAGGCUGCGGGAGAUGCAGAUAAUAGAGGCACACAGCAGUCUGCACUUUUAUGUGGACAACGACAAAGUAGUAAUCAAAAUUGCAUUAAUGCUCCACCUCAGCCACAACAAAACGCAAACAUCUCUAUGCCUGUACCUAUGAAGACUGAGCCAGUUGAAAUACUACCCACUGAUCAAUCUGUCGAUGUAGCAUACAGGGCUGCAAUAAUAAGAGAUUAUAAUAACCUAGUAACUGAUUCUAAUAAUCCUUACUUUAAAGAUGUACAUGGAUCUCAGACUCUUGAAUAUGUGCACAAUCAUGACAUACCUAUGCCGCGCCCUCUCGUUGAAGGCAGUGUAGCCAGUGGAUCAAAUAGUUCCAUGUCUCAUGUCAAAGAAGAGCCAGGAGCUCGUCCUCCUAAUAUCAAACAAGAAGUCGGCUCAUCGCAACCUCAAACAUCUGGAUUUGUUAGACAAACACAAGCCAAUGCCAUAAAAAUAGAGUCAACAGAACAGCCAUGUGUGAAGAUGGAACCUGGUGUUUCAAAUGCGCCCAGGAGUGUGGAAACAACUGAAAAUGUUGGUGUGAAAACAGAAGCUAAUGGAAACAGACGAAAAUCUCAUGAAAUUGAUGCAGGUGGAGAUAGAAGAGUGAAAAAUCGUUCGCCACAGCCAGGCCCCAGUUCUGAAAGGCCUGCACAUAGUCAAAUGAGAACAAAUAAUGAUGGUCGGGGAGCAGCAGCCAGUGGAUCAGCAAUGCGAGGUUGUGUCCUGUCGGCACCUGACCUGCAGCUGGAUUGGGUGUCUGAUAGUUCUGAUGAUGACGUGCAAGUGUUAGAGGGAGAAAAUUCGCGUGAAGUGAUCGACUUGACGGAGUCUCCCGAGGAGAUAGGCGGGUCGGAAGACGAGGCCCGCGCGCUGUCGCCGGAGCCGGCAUGGGAGUCCCCGCGCUACCAGCCGCCGCUGCUGCCCGACCCGCCGCUCUUCCAGCACCCGCCCCCUUUACAGCACAACCCUGCGAUGCACAACGCAACCGUCCACCAGCACAACGGCAUGUCGCACAACGCCGCUCACGCUCAUCUUCUGCGGGCCAGAUCGGUCCGCAUGGGCGGCUGCAUGAUGGUGAGCCGCGGCGGCUGCUGCUGCGCUGCUCACCCCCACAACCCGCACCACGUGCACCACCAGCACGCGCACGCGCAUCCCCACGUGCCACAGCAUGCACAUCUGCCAAUGCCGGACCGCCGUCGCGACGUCGGGAUGUCCAUCGCGCCGCCGUACCUGGUCCACGAACGCUUGUGGCAGCGGCAGCAACACAUGCUUGAGGUGCAGCGCCGUAAUAUGAUGCCAGAGAUGCCGUUUCCCGAGAACGCACAAUACCAAAACGCCUACGCCGUUGCCCCUGCUUCCUCCAUGCUGGCUUAUUCUGAUGAUCAGCGAGAUAUGGGACUACCAAUAGGCCUGGCCCCCGCUCCGAUGAUGAUUGAAGGCCAACACAUUCAUCAUCACAUGCAUAAUCAUCUGCAGAUGCAACCGCCGGCGCCACACCUGCAUAUUUCCAUCCAGCCUAGUAGAUGGGUGCCGCAAAUUUUCGACCCCCGUGUGGCGGUCGCUGCGGCGCAGAUGUUGGCCAUGGUGCGUACUGCGGAGGUGGAGGCCCGCCGCGCCGCUUCCCGCGGCGCCUCGCGCACCGUCAUCGAGAACAACACCUACCGGCACGCGUACAUCCGCACCGCACACUGCUCCGAGGAGAAGUGCACAAUCUGCCUCUCCACGUUUGAGAUCAAUAGCGAUUGCCGGCGACUGCCGUGCAUGCAUCUGUUCCACAUGGAGUGUGUGGACACGUGGUUGGCGUCCAACAAACACUGCCCCAUUUGCCGCGUGGACAUCGAGACGCACCUCAACAAGGACGCCUAGAUCUACACGUCCCACCGCAUCACAGACGACCACCAGCUUCAACAACGGAUUGCAUCUAUCACACAGGACUGGACUCACGUUACCUUGGCCAUUACACUCAUAAUAAUAGUGCCCACCACGAGGCAAGGUCGACAGCACCAUAUUAGUUCAAAACUAACGACGUCGACCAACCGGAUUUCAGAUUUGGAAAAACGAGUAGAAUACAUAAAAAUGAUUAUACACCAGAACAAAAAUUACGUAUUAUAAGCAUCACAACAAUAUAUUACAUAGGAUACUUUGAUGUGUUUAGUCUAUUCCUGUUGGCCACUAUCAUUACUAUCACAAGACAACAAUUAACAUAAAUUCAGCUGAUUAAUAUGAAAUGAUAUAUGAUGUAUGAGUACUGAUGAAAUGAUACUGGCUAGCGCGAAAGACGUUUAAAUGUUCUUGAAUGUUGUAAAUCUGUUAAAUAUAUAGGUCCCUAAAUGUUUAUUCAGAUUCAGCAUAAGAUGCUCCUAUGCGGCACAUUCUUUAGAUACAUUUGUAGAGUAUAUUGACCACUUCACCAAUGGUUAUAUUCACGGCGUGUAGCCCUGCUUGCCUACAUUCAGCCGCUGCCUCGCACUGUCCAUUUUACUCGCAAGUAAUAUCUACAUUCUGUCCGAAGUGGUACUAAGUUACGGUCCUUUUAAAUUCCGCACAAAAACAGCUAGGCAAGAAUGGUAGCAGUGACGAUACAAGUGCAGGGCGACGGCCAUGAACAACUUAAUGCAUGCAUGUGUCAAAUUCUGCAAAAACAUGAACAAAGAUUGUGACAUAGGAGCACCUUAAGUAAAAAUGUAACGAUAAGACCACUCACCAAUACUCCAAUACUUUUCUGGGAAUAUAAUGAAACAAAACUUCCUUAUUGCCUAUUAAAAUUUAUUAUUGCCACGCAUAGGCUGCUACUUAAUAUUAUUUUUUUAUUAUCUCUUUAUAUCAUUUCUUUUUCGUAUUUUUGUUUUUGUCAGUGACUGGAUUAUCUUUUAAUUUUUCUUCAAGAUGAGGCGAGCUGAUUAUAGCCUUUUGUUGCAACUCCAAGCUUUCUUGCUGAAGAUCAUGCGUGAGUUGCUUCUGAACAUUGCAUGUCCUAAGGAACAAUAAGGAAGAAUAAAUUAAAUUCUACUUUUACUAUUAGGUAUAAAAGUUCAUGUUUCAGUGUGAUUAUUCAAGAUUCAAGUAGCAAUGUAAAGCGCACGAGCGUUAAAUAUUUAGAUAAUAAAUGAAUGUCAUACAGGUUGUGUAACUGCAGCUGAAACCACUACAUUUGUUUUAUGAAAUUAGCAUGUCAUUCAUCUUUAAUUAAAUUAGCCACACAACUGGACACAAAUACUAACAACGCAUUUGUGUUGGUAUCAGCUGUGUUUACUUUAGAUAUAAGUACAUAUUACUUCUAAAAUGAUUUUUUUUAUUAGGAGUUAUUAAGAAUGAGCUUAAUUCUGUAAAAAUAUUUUUGUUAAUUUUCAUUCUGAUAUUAUUUAAAAAAUUAAUAAAAAUAAAAGCUAUUACUAUUUA
Pectinophora gossypiella (pink bollworm) is the source of this 5500-nucleotide messenger RNA. RefSeq lists its product as uncharacterized. The transcript has 11 exons. The record is from RefSeq and is a predicted model, not a curated record. The coding region runs from base 1046 to 3967 and encodes 973 amino acids. NCBI's taxonomy places the organism in Eukaryota, Metazoa, Arthropoda, Insecta, Lepidoptera, Gelechiidae.